This is a messenger RNA of Condylostylus longicornis, 503 nucleotides long. RefSeq lists its product as uncharacterized. NCBI's taxonomy places the organism in Eukaryota, Metazoa, Arthropoda, Insecta, Diptera, Dolichopodidae. The coding region runs from base 65 to 475 and encodes 136 amino acids. The record is from RefSeq and is a predicted model, not a curated record. The transcript is spliced from 2 exons. Gene Ontology annotation, biological process: positive regulation of voltage-gated potassium channel activity; regulation of synaptic transmission, cholinergic; sleep.
UUUCAAUUAAACUAAACGAUCAUUUUGAACAUUUUUUUAGUAAAUCUCGAACAAUUGUUGUAAAAUGUACUCAACAAAAUCUUUAAUAUUUUAUAUUAGUUUUUUUAUAUUAAUAGGAUUUUUUGUCAGUAAUGUAUUAACUUUUCAAUGUUAUAAAUGUACAACUGAGGAGACACCAUCAUGCCAUGAGGAAAAAUUUGAUCCAAAAGAAACUCCAAUUGUUGAUUGUUCUAAAGAAGAACCAAAGAAAAAUUCAACUGGUUGUAAGAAAUGGUUAAGAAGAACUGAUAAAGUUUGGAUUCGUGAAUGUAUUUAUGAUAUUGAUAGUAGAGAUACAAGUAAAAUAUGUGGUGAUGUUGCAUGGGAUUGGAAAACAUUUACAAUACGUGGUGCUAAUUAUGAAGUAUGUACAACUUGUUCUAAUAAUUUAUGCAAUAGUAAUGAUAAAACAUAUUAUAAAAAAUUAUUUAAUUAAUUUUCAUUUUCAAUAUUUGUGAUUUAUU